Molecule: messenger RNA, 2377 nt
Organism: Ipomoea nil (Japanese morning glory)
Lineage: Eukaryota; Viridiplantae; Streptophyta; Magnoliopsida; Solanales; Convolvulaceae
Product: tRNA pseudouridine synthase A, mitochondrial
Exons: 2
Coding region: 154-2037 (627 amino acids)
Biological process (GO): mRNA pseudouridine synthesis; tRNA pseudouridine synthesis
Cellular component (GO): nucleus
Molecular function (GO): RNA binding; pseudouridine synthase activity
Source: RefSeq, a predicted model, not a curated record
UAGAGUCUACACCCUCCGGUGGUACAGCACACGGAGUAGAAAGGUACAACCCGGAGAAGCGUGAAGUGUUAGCCCAAAAGAGCAGUUUCUUUAGGGUUUUUUGUCGACAGGGACGAGCAGCCAUUGCUAGAAAUUUAUACUCUUUCACUGAAAAUGGAUAAACCAAACCCUCCUUCACCCCUACCAGAAGAGCCGGCUCCAAAGAAGCAGAAGAUGUCCACCACCACAACCUCUGACGAUGAAGAAUUUGACCCGGCCGUCGCCGCCGCAGACGGCAGUGCUCCACCGGAGAGGAAACCCAAGUACAAGCGUCGCAAAAUCGCGAUCUUCUUCGCGUACUGCGGGGUGGGGUAUCAGGGCAUGCAGAAGAAUCCCGGAGCCAAAACGAUCGAAGGCGACCUCGAAGAAGCGCUCUUCCACGCCGGCGCGGUGCCGGAGCAAGAUAGGGGCCAGCCCAGGCGGUAUGACUGGGCGCGCUCCGCCCGGACCGAUAAGGGCGUCAGCGCAGUGGGGCAAGUCGUUUCGGGUCGGUUUUACAUUGAUCCUCCUGGCUUGGUCGAUCGCCUCAACUCGAACCUCGCUUCCCAGAUUCGUAUCUUCGGUUACAAGCGGACGACGGCGUCGUUUAAUGCUAAGAAGUUCUGUGAUCGGCGGAGGUAUGUGUACUUAAUCCCUGUUUUUGCUCUCGACCCAUCUGCUCAUCGCGAUAGGGAAAGUGUUCUUGCUAGCUUAGGAUCUGGAAAUGAGCUCGUUAAGUGUUUGGAAUGCUCAGAAAGAGGGCGUAAAGUUUUCGGAAUCAUGGGUAAACGCAGUUUCGAUUCAAAGAGUGAACCAAUUGUUGUUUCAUCCGGUUCAGGCAUUUCGUCGAACACUGGAGACUCUCAAAACCAGCAGGAAAACAUGAACAACUCCAUACAUUCCGGUUCAGGCAUUUUGUCGAACACUGGACACUCUCAAAACCAGCAGGAAAACAUGAAGAACUCCAUACAUUCUGUAGAGAAUGGCGAUGAUGAGAGCAACCCAAAUUCUGAAAUUGAGAAACAAGUAGGAAAUGAAACCUCCCAAAAUGAGAAAAAUGAGGUUACAAACAUGGAAGUUGAGGAAGCUAUAGUCCCAAACAAGAUUUUUUCUUAUGGUGAUGAGGAGAAAGAUAGGUUUAACAGAAUUCUCAAGUACUACGAGGGAACUCACAAUUUUCACAACUUCACAACAAGAACAAAAGCCGAGGACCCGGCUGCAAAGCGAUACAUAAUCUCCUUUACUGCAAACACAGUAGUUGAAGUGGAAGGCAUUAACUUUGUUAAGUGUGAGGUUGUUGGACAAAGCUUCAUGCUUCAUCAGAUUCGUAAAAUGAUUGGUCUCGCGGUGGCAAUCAUGAGGAAUUAUGCUCCCGAAUCAUUGAUUCAAACCGCCUUCAGUAAGGAUGUUAAUAUUAAUGUGCCCAUGGCUCCUGAGGUUGGGUUAUAUUUGGACGAAUGCUUCUUUUCGUCGUAUAACAAAAAGUGGACAGAUCACGAAGAAUUGUCAAUGAAAGCUUAUGCGGAUAUAGCAGAGGAUUUCAAAAUGAAGUAUAUAUAUUCUCAUAUUGCAUCAACAGAGCACAAGGAAGGAGUCAUGGGUCUAUGGCUACAUUCUCUGAAUUACCGUAAUUACCCUGAUCUACGUUUUUCAAACUGUGAUGAAACUACAGAUGCAAAAAGCAUACCUGAUUCUCGCACUGUCAACAAUGGUGAGGCUCUGGAUGCAGAAACUGUGGAAUCUGCAAGUGCCAAAACAAUUGAAACUGUGAAGAACGAUGAAUCUACAAUUGCCAAAACUACUGAAAGUAAUGACAUGGAUCCAUCGUGUGCCAUGAGUGAAGCUGAUGCAAAAACUGUCGAAGCUGCAGACAAUGCUGAUUCAUGUCCUGGGAAGAACGACAAAUCUGCAAGUACCAAAACUACUGAGGUUGAUGCUCUGGAUGCAAAAACUGUCGAAGAUGCAGGCAAUGCUGAUUCGUGCCCUGGGAAGAACGACGAAACUGCAACUGCCCUUUGAGGUUGAUGCUCCGGAUGCAAAAACUGUGGAAGCUGCAGAGAAUACUGAUUCGUGUCCUGGGAAGAACGACGAAUCUGCAAGUGCCAAAACCUACUUAAAGUAAUGACAUGACAUAUGUGAAAAGUGUUGCAGUUGAGGGCAUGGCUGAGUGAGAAGACUGAAGACAUAUGCCUCAAAAUUUUCCAUUUGAUUUGAUAGUUCUUAGUAUUUUGCUUCUUGAAGAUUUGCAUGUGAAGCAAACUUAGAUAUAACUUUCUUUGAUAGAACUCAUAGAAGUGAAGAAGAGAUUUCAGUGAUGGGUAUUUUUUGUUUUUAAUUUCUGUGUUUUGAUUUGGAUAAA